This is a messenger RNA of Didymodactylos carnosus, 1818 nucleotides long. The record is from the annotation of a GenBank genome assembly. Lineage: Eukaryota; Metazoa; Rotifera; Eurotatoria; Philodinida; Philodinidae.
AUGUUAGGUGCCAUAAACAGUACAUUUACUGGAGCUCCGGCUUUUCUGCGUUUCGCCUUGACAAAACUUGCGUUUUGGCUAAACUGGACUAUGGCAGCGCGGUUUUCGAUACUAAAUUUAUUACUCACACCCAACCCUUUGAGUCUGUUCAAAAACUUGCAGCGAGAUUGAUAACUCGACACUUCGAUUAUACCACUGAUAGUGUUCAACUUGCCAAUGAUUUAAGCCUUCCUAAAUUGACCAUUCGCCGUCUCUACUUUCGUCUAGUCAACUACUAUCGUGUUUUCCAUCGUUUAUGCACUUUAAAUCGCGACAAACUUGUUAUAUGUAGAGAGGAAAAUUUUUUUGUAUAUUAUAAUCCUCGUUAAAUAAAUUAAACUAACUAACUAUUGGAGAAUGAUGAAUAAAACACAGUGUUGUACACAAAAUGGGACUCGAAAUACUUCUGGCAUAGAAAAAUGCAAAAUUUAACGUGUUUCAAAUUCAAACACAUCAGUUUUUCUAAAAGGUACGCUGUCAAGCAUUUAUAUACUGAAUACAUAAUUACUGCUAUUAUUGUUAACGAAGUUAAUAAUUUAGUUGAGAGGUUUUUGAACCUUUUUCCGAUUUGUUUUUUUGUUAACAUAUCGAAACGUUUAGUUAAUAUAUAUAGCUAAUAUAUAUUUAUUAAUAAAGCCGAAAGAAAAAAGUUCAGAUAUAUAUAAUUGUGCCAACUUUUAUUUACGAUGGCUCUCAAAAUUAUUGAGCCAUGUUUAUUCUCAGUUUUUCUCCUUCAAGACAGCUACAGCGAAUCUAAGGAAUGCUUUGAAUAGCCUAAUGCGUUUCCAAACUGGUCUAUGACAAGUAAAGGUUUCACUAAAGUUUUUAGUAUUUGUCCAACACAUUUACGAAGACAAACUUUUAAAAUAAUGCAUUAUAGCUCAUUUUAUAGCCAUUGAAAUUCUUUGUCGAAUGGUACAUAAUAAUUGAUACUUGCUCUAUGUGGAAGAGAUGGAUAAUGUAAAUGCUGUGAGUAAAGUUGACGUUGGGUAUUCGUUUUUAAUAUACGUUUAAGUCACAGUAGAAUCAGCGGUAAAAAACUUAAAGGAUAUCUUACUAUUUAUUAUCGAAAAAACAAUCAAAUGUUCUCGGUUAUAUUUCGAAUAACUCCAGAACUAACACAAAUAAAUAAGUGAUGCUUUAAAAAUUCAGAAACCAAGCCUUUAAUUCAGUUCUUGUAUAAAACAGCUGUGAAAACCGUUUUUUAGACCAAACUUUUGAGAGGAUCUUUUCAGCAGUUCUAAUAUUGGGUUUCUUUUACUUGCAAAUAGUUUAACAGAUUUACUGGCAAAAUACCGAACAGAUACAGUGGGUUUAACCUGUGGCAGGACAAGAAAUGGAGUACAGUGAUGUAAAUAUGGGAAGACUCGGAAUGGCUUUCAUACGAGAAAGCGCAGAAAAUAACAAGUCUCAACCUGAAAUACAUUAGAUUCUUGUAAACGUAUGCAUACGUAUGCAUAUGCGUAUAUCAUAAUUAUAGACCCCCAUAACAUGUACAUAGAAAAAUGUUUAUUUUAUUACAAUAAGGAAUGAUAUUGAUCUGCUAGUGGCACGGCUAUGUAAGACUAAUUACGUACUAUCUGAUUCCCUAGCAUCUCUCUUUUAUCUUUUGUUCUUUGAAGGAAAAAAUGGAGAAAACUGGAAAAUGCCUGUAACAUAAUUAUAGACCUUCUAACGAAAAAUCAUAUUUUCUCAUCAUUUAAAGCGUCCAAAACCUCCAGUUUUUAUAUUUCAUUCUAAUAUUAACUAUUGUCUACCUUUUUCAUUUUAUUUGAGGUU